This is a messenger RNA of Salvia splendens (bonfire salvia), 1563 nucleotides long. Its product is annotated as zinc finger MYM-type protein 1-like. Gene Ontology annotation, molecular function: protein dimerization activity. Bases 1 to 1563 code for a protein of 520 amino acids. The record is from RefSeq and is a predicted model, not a curated record. NCBI's taxonomy places the organism in Eukaryota, Viridiplantae, Streptophyta, Magnoliopsida, Lamiales, Lamiaceae. The transcript has 2 exons.
AUGGAAAAUGCACCUGGAAAUUGUCAAUUGAUAUCUCCAAUUAUUCAAAAGGAUAUUAUCAAUUGUUGUGCUAAAGAAACAACUAAGCGAAUUGUGGAUGAUCUUGGUGAGGACUGCUUUGCUAUAUUAGCCAAUGAAUCAAGCGAUGUGUCGCAAAAGGAACAAUUAGCCCUUUGCAUGCGCUAUGUUGAAAAAAAAGUGGAAAGAAGUGCAAUUUUAGCUUUGCUUUCUGAACAUUCACUGAGUCCAUCUAAGAUUCGAGGACAAGGAUAUGAUGGGGCUAGUAACAUGAAGGGUGAGAUACAUGGACUUAAGACUUUGAUUAUGGAAGAUACUCCAAGUGCUUACUACAUCCACUGCUUUGUGCACCAACUUCAACUAACUCUUGUAGCCAUUUCCAAAAGGAACGAUGAGUGUAUUUGGCUUUUUGAUACUAUUGCAAUUUUGUUGAACGUAAUUGGAGUUUCUUGUAAGAGAAGGGAAAUGAUUCGUGAAAUUCAAGCACAAAAAAUCGCUAAAGCCUUAGAGAUUGACGAACUUGAAACAGGGACGGGGUUGAAUCAAGAACUUGGUUUGAAAAGGCCUAGAGACACUCGUUGGAGUUCUCACUACAAGACUCUUUUGAAUAUCAUAGACUUGUUUUCUGCAAUUGUUAACGUUCUAGUGAUAAUUGGGAAGAAGGGUUCUUCAGAUGAUAAGGCAAAAGCUCAAGGCGUUUUGUACUCAAUAGAGUCAUUUGAUUUUAUUUUUAUGGCACAGCUAAUGACCACUAUAUUUGGGUACACUAAUGAUUUGUGUCUUGCUUUACAAAGAAGGGAUCAAGAUAUUAUUAAUGCUAUGAGGCUCGUCACUUUAACCAAGGACCAGUUACAGAAAAUGAGGGAUGUCGGAUGGGAGAUUCAACUAAAUAAGGUAAUCUCAAUUUGCAGCAAUCUUGGCAUUGUUGUUCCAGAUAUGGAAGCUCAAUAUAUCCCUCAAGGAAGAUCAAAGCGUUUUGUUCAAGAUGUUUCGUAUCUCCAUCAUUUUCGGGUUGAUGUGUUUAUGAAGGUAAUUGAUUUAUUACUUCAAGAACUUGAUAACCGAUUUGAGAUUAGGUGCAUGGAUUGCUUCAAUCCUAAAGAUAACUUCUCUUCUUUUGACAAGGAAAAGGUACUUAAACUUGCCACUUUUUAUCCUUCCGACUUUUCAAACUGUGAAUUGAUGGCUAUUGAGUGCCAACUUGAUAUAUUCAUCGAAGAUAUGAAAAAUGAUAGUGACUUUCAAAAUUUACAAGAUAUUGGUUCUCUUCUGAUGAAACUUGUUGAAACAAAGAGAGAUGUCGCUUAUCCUCUUGUGUUUUUGCUUAUAAAGUUGAUUUUGAUUCUUCCGGUUGCUACUGCAAGUGUAGAGAGAGUAUUUUCCGGAAUGACGUUUGUGAAGAAUAAGUUGCGAAAUAGGAUUGGUGAUCAAUCUUUGAAUGAUUGUUUGGUCACUUUCAUUGAGAAAGAUAUAUUUCUACAAGUUUCUGAUGACGUUGUUGUCAAACGUUUUAAAGAAAUGAAGACACGUCGAAAAAUAAACUAG